Molecule: messenger RNA, 4160 nt
Organism: Mollisia scopiformis
Lineage: Eukaryota; Fungi; Ascomycota; Leotiomycetes; Helotiales; Mollisiaceae
Product: multidrug efflux transporter AcrB transmembrane domain-containing protein
Exons: 2
Coding region: 157-3984 (1275 amino acids)
Cellular component (GO): membrane
Molecular function (GO): lipid carrier activity
Source: RefSeq, a predicted model, not a curated record
GGUGACCUUGACUUGAAUCAACAGUGACGCUUCACACCUUCUUGCACACGAGCGACUAUUUUCAGUCGCAGAAUUUAAUACCCUUCUUCAAAUCGAACAACAAGUUUCCUUCCUGUUAGACGACACAACUGCGGCGCUGAGCGACGCAAAUUCGAGAUGAGACUGAGGCAUUUCGCCUGCCUUGCGGGGCUGCUCAGUCUAGCAUCGGGUGAGCUCUAUACACCAAAGCACGAGGCAGGAAGAUGUGCCAUACGGGGAAGCUGUGGCGGAAGUGGAUUUUUCGCUCCUCCUCUACCGUGUCCUGAUAACGGACUUGCAAAGGACCCCGAAGCCGAUGUGAGGAAGCAACUGGUGGACCUCUGCGGGCCAAAGUGGAACUCUGGCUCAGUAUGCUGCGAAGGAUCACAACUCGAUGUCCUGUCGUCCAACCUCCAGAAAGCCCAGCAGUUCAUUUCUGCUUGCCCGGCCUGCAAAGAGAACUUUUACAAUCUAUUCUGCACCUUUACUUGUUCGCCAGACCAAUCUCUCUUCAUAAAUGUAACCCAGGUCGAGGAGAAAAGUGGGAAGUUGGCUGUGGCAGAGCUGGACCAACUUGUCUCGGAUGACUACUGUUCUGGAUUCUACGAUAGCUGUAAAGAUGUGAAGUUUGGUCCUACCAAUACGAAUGCGAUGAGCUUUAUUGGAGGCGGCGCAGAGGACUAUACUGCCUUUCUGGCUUUCCUUGGGAAGAAGAGUGCUUUUGGCUCGCCGUUCCAAAUCAACUUCCCUAGACCAAGCGACUACCCAGAAAGCGGGAUGGGACCAUUAGGUAUGGGAGCCAAGAAGUGCAACGAUGAGGACGAAAGCUUCCGCUGUGCUUGUAUCGAUUGCCCUGCUGUGUGUCCAAAACUCCCAGAGGUUGCCGAGUCCGGUUCUUGCCAUGUCGGAGUCCUCCCUUGCCUGUCAUUCGCUGCGAUUUUGACAUACGGUGUUAUCCUUGGAUUGCUGGUUACCGCUAUUGUUGGCCAUGUGGCUUAUGCGAAGCAUGCUCGCGCAAAGAGUGAACGGCUGCGACUUCUUCAGGAUACGAAUCCAAGUGACGAUGAAGACGAAGGAGAUAUGGUUCACAAUGGAGCCAUGUAUGAUCGCCCACAGAGGAAUUACUGGAUCAACACCGUCUGUGACGGUGCUUUCAGCAGGCUUGGACACGUAUCGGCAAGGUUUCCAGGUAUAACAAUUGGCGUUAGCGUCCUCAUUGUUGGAUUACUUAGUCUAGGGUGGAUCAAUUUCGCCAUCGAGACGGAUCCUGCCAGGCUGUGGGUUAGCCCAACUUCAGAUGCUGCUCAGGAAAAGGCCUUCUUUGAUGAAAGCUUCGGACCAUUCUACCGUGCUGAGCAAGUAUUUUUGGUCAAUGAGACUGUUACGAAUGGCACAAGUCCAGUGCUCAGCUACGAAACUCUUAAGUGGUGGAUCGAAGUUGAAGAUCGCAUCAGUGGUCUGACGGGAAAUAAAACUAGAGCAAUACUCGACGAUGUCUGCUUCAAACCAACCGGCGAAGCUUGCGUUGUUCAGUCAGUUGCUGCAUAUUUUGGAAACGACAUUGAAUCUGUCACUGAAGCCAACUGGGUGAACAGGCUUCGUGGGUGCGUCAAGACUCCUGUUGACUGUCUUCCUGACUUCCAACUUCCCAUUGAGCGAGCCAUGGUCCUCGGAGGAGCCAACGGCUCUAGUGAUCCCGCUGAUUCAUCUGCUAUGAUUGUCACUUGGGUGGUCAACAACUAUGCCGAUGAAGGUUCGCCCGAGCUUCGUAGAGCUAUGGACUGGGAGGAAUCCAUGAAGUCAGAACUGCUACGCGUACAACAGGAAGCCAUCGACCGUGGACUGAGACUGUCGUUCUCUACGGAGAUCAGUUUGGAACAAGAACUUAACAAGUCAACCAAUACUGAUGCGAAGAUUGUUAUUAUCAGCUACAUCAUCAUGUUCUUCUAUGCUUCACUCGCUCUGGGAUCCACGACACUGUCAUUGAAAUCCAUGCUGCGCAACCCAGCAGUCUCACUCGUCGAAUCCAAGUUCACCCUAGGUGUAGUAGGCAUCUUGAUAGUUUUGAUGUCAAUCUCAGCAUCGAUUGGAUUAUUCUCAGCCGCUGGAGUCAAGGUCACUCUCAUUAUCGCAGAAGUUAUCCCUUUCAUCGUAUUAGCUGUUGGUGUGGACAACAUUUUCCUGAUUGUCCACGAGUUCGAGAGAGUGAACAUCAGCCAUCCAGAUGAUGUGGUUGAAUAUAGAAUCGCCAAGGCUUUGGGACGAAUGGGGCCAUCUAUCCUUUUGUCUGCGAUUACCGAGACAAUCGCUUUCUCUCUAGGAGCCUUUGUUGGCAUGCCAGCUGUGCGAAACUUCGCAAUCUACGCCGCCGGUGCAGUGUUUAUCAACGCACUGCUACAGGUAACCAUGUUUGUUUCGGUGCUGACGCUAAAUCAACAGCGAGUCGAAGACCAUCGAGCUGACUGCUUCCCUUGCAUCAAGAUCAAGGGCGCUGGAAUACAGCUUGGCGGUUCGAAUGGAAAUAGCUACCCAAGAGCUUACGAAGGCCAGGACGAAGGAACUCUACAGGCGUUUAUCCGCAAGCACUAUGCUCCCACCCUACUUGGGAAGAAGAUGAAAGUGGCUAUCGUAGUCGUCUUUCUAAGCCUCUUCACAGCAGGAAUUGCCUUGAUGCCCGAGGUCUCUCUUGGCUUGGACCAACGUGUAGCCAUUCCCGACGACUCGUACCUGAUCCCAUACUUCAAUGAUCUUUAUGAUUAUUUCGAGUCAGGUCCUCCAGUUUACUUCGUCACUCGCGAAUUGAACGUUACGCAAAGAGUACACCAGCAGGAACUCUGCGCUCGAUUCACAACUUGUGAGCAAGAAUCACUGACGAACAUCCUCGAGUCGGAGCGAAAGAGACCAGAUGUCUCAUUUAUUGCCGCAUCUACUGCGAGCUGGAUCGAUGAUUAUUUCCGUUGGCUUGAUCCUGCAUCUGAAUCUUGCUGCCUUGAUGGACGAAAGACAUGCUUCGCAGAUCGUGAUCCGGCGUGGAAUAUCACUCUGUCUGGCAUGCCUGAAGGCGAUGAAUUCAUCCACUAUAUCCAGAAGUGGCUCAACUCUCCAACAGACGCAGACUGCGCGCUCGGAGGCCAGGCUUCCUACAGUACCGCUCUCGUUGUUGACGCAGAGCGAGACACAAUACCAGCCAGCCAUUUCCGCACCAGCCAUACACCCCUCCGAAGCCAGGAGGACUUUAUCGCUGCGUAUGCUUCGGCGCGCAGAAUAUCGAAUAGCAUCAAGGAAAGCACUGGUGUCGAAGUGUUCCCCUACAGCGUGUUCUACAUCUUCUUUGAUCAAUACGCUUCUAUCGUUCGACUUACAGCUACUAUCCUGGGGUCAGCCGUAGCUAUGAUCCUUGUGAUCUCGUCUAUUCUCCUCGGGUCUGUCAGGACUGGCGCUGUUGUCACCGCAACAGUGAUCAUGAUUGUCGUCGACAUCAUCGGUACAAUGGCUGUUUUCAACGUGUCAUUGAACGCCGUCAGUCUUGUCAACCUUGUGAUUUGCGUCGGUAUCGGUGUCGAAUUCUGCGCCCACAUUGCACGAGCAUUCAUGUUCCCAUCUCGCGCCGUCAUGGAACGAGCAAAGAAUAAGUUCCGUGGCCGUGAUGCCCGAGCAUGGACCGCACUUGUCAACGUUGGUGGCUCUGUCUUUUCCGGGAUUACAAUAACUAAGCUGCUCGGUGUUUUUGUCCUUGCAUUCACAAGAAGCAAGAUUUUCGAGAUAUAUUACUUCAGGAUCUGGUUGGCGCUGGUCGUCUUUGCCGCUUCACAUGCGUUAAUUUUCUUGCCCGUGGCACUCAGUCUCGUGGGUGGAGAUGGAUACAUUGAUCCAGAGAGUGAUGGUGGUUUGGAGGAAGAUUUGGCAAGUAGACGAUAUAGGGCUAUGUUACCAGAAGAGGAUGAGGAUACGGAUGAUGAAUAUUGAGGGUGGAUUCCCAACAAAUUUGGUACAUAAAUAUCUCUUCAGUAAUAUCACAGCAUAGCGCCAAUGUAUUUUAUUGUCUUUCAUCAACAGUCAUGAUCUCACGCCAGGCAGUGUGAAGUGCACAUCCAUAACAAAGUAACCCUCAAUAAAUGGAGGGAAUGGUGAGACGUUUGAGU